AUGAUCAUCUGGUAUGCGGGCGGCAGCCAGUGGGGCGCCCUGAUCGGUUUGGGGACGCCGAACCCGGAAGCGGAACCGGUCAUCGGCCUUGGUCACUUCACCACCCCCGAGUUCCUCUGGUUCUACGUCUACUACAUCAUCUUUGUUGCGGCCUUUUUUGCCUUCUGGCAUCGCCGCGCCAAGCACCCCUGGGAGCUCUGGUCGAUUCUCGGCUCGGCGCUGAUCCUGUUCGUCACCUAUUUCAACGUGCAGGUAUCGGUCGCCAUCAACAAUUGGCGCCGUCCGUUCUUCGACGGCGUUCAGGACGCGUUGACCGAGGGGUCCACGAUCACACAGGCCGAUCUGUUCGAGCUGAUCGUGGUUUUUGCGCAGCUUGCCUUUUUGUUCAUAGCCAUCAUCGUCGUGUUCCGUUUCUUCGUCAGCCACUGGAUCUUCCGCUGGCGCACCGCGAUGAACGACUACUACAUGGCCCGCUGGAAGCAGGUGCGGCACAUUGAGGGCGCGUCCCAGCGUGUUCAGGAGGACACGAUGCGCUUCGCCGGCAUCAUGGAGGGCCUCGGCGUGUCCGCGGUUGACGCGGUGAUGACGCUGAUCGCCUUCCUGCCGGUGCUCUGGGGCCUCUCCGAGUUCGUCUCAGAACUGCCCAUCGUCGGCGCCAUUCCCGCUCCGCUUUUCACGGCUGCCAUCGUCUGGUCCGUGCUCGGGACCGGCGUUCUGGCGCUGGCGGGCAUCCGGCUGCCGGGGCUUGAGUUCAAGAACCAGCGUGUCGAGGCGGCCUAUCGCAAGGAACUCGUCUAUGGCGAGGACCGCGAGGAACGCGCCCAGCCGCCGACCGUGCGCGAACUGUUCGGCGACGUGCGCCGCAAUUAUUUCCGGCUGUACCUGGAAUAUAUGUAUUUCAACAUUUUCCGGUUCAUGUACCUGCAGGCCGACAACAUUUUCGUCUACAUCCUGCUGAUUCCGACCAUCAUCGGCGGAGCGGCCACGGGCUUCACGUUCGGUGUGCUGCAGCAGAUCCUGACUGCCUUCAAUCAGGUCUCGAACUCGUUUCAGUAUCUGGUCAACUCAUGGACGACGAUCGUCGAACUGCUGUCGAUCUACAAACGCCUGCAGUCCUUCGAGGCAGCGAUCGACGACAAGGACCUGCCGGAUAUCGACCGCGAAUGGCUCGACCUUCACGGAGGAGGCCCCGACCAGGAGGUGGAGACGAUCGGCUCGGGCGUUUAG
Molecule: messenger RNA, 1227 nt
Organism: Effrenium voratum
Lineage: Eukaryota; Dinophyceae; Suessiales; Symbiodiniaceae
Source: the annotation of a GenBank genome assembly